Molecule: messenger RNA, 720 nt
Organism: Cajanus cajan (pigeon pea)
Lineage: Eukaryota; Viridiplantae; Streptophyta; Magnoliopsida; Fabales; Fabaceae
Source: RefSeq, a predicted model, not a curated record
AUGCCAGAUAGAAACUCCUUCGUCCACACCCCACGAAGGUCGCCGAGAUUCUUCCCCGAACAACACCACAACACUCCCAACCCCAAAUCCGCAAAACGCACCGUUUCCGCCCAAAACUGCGCUGUUGCGUCGAGAAGAUCGCCGAGGCUGAACAAUGGGAUCGAUCUCAGACGAUCUUCCAGGUUGAACAAAGAGACAAGCGAUGAAAAAUUGAGAGCCGCCAGAGUGAAGGCUGGUGAUGCUGAAACGCAGGAAAACCGUGUCGUUUCGGAGGAGGGGUUUGGUGGAGGAGCGAAGAAGCGGGGAAAUGGGAAGAGACUUGAUGGUAAAACGCGGGAAAAUCGUGUCGUUUCGGAUGAGGGUUUUGGUGGAGGAGCAAAGAAGGGGGGAAAUGGGGAGAGGGUUGAAGUCAAAAUGGAAGAUAAUCGUGUCGUUUCGGAUGAGGGGUUUGGUGAAGGGAGAAAGAAGGAGAGAAAGAGGAAGCGGGUUGAAGUUAAAACGGAAGAAAAUCGUGUCGUUUUGGAUGAGGGGUUUGGUGGAGGAAGAAAGGAGAGGGGAAAGGGGAAGAAGAGAAAGCGCAAUGGUGAAGAAAUUGGGAAAGGGUGGACGGAGGAACAAGAGUUGGCUCUUGAAAGAGCGUAUUUGGCUGCAAAGCCUAGUCCACAUUUCUGGAAGAACGUUUCCAAACUGGUAUGCUUCGUUCUCUCCGUCUCUGAGUGA